This is a messenger RNA of Octodon degus (degu), 2544 nucleotides long. RefSeq names its product family with sequence similarity 149 member A (gene Fam149a). The transcript has 14 exons. Lineage: Eukaryota; Metazoa; Chordata; Mammalia; Rodentia; Octodontidae. The record is from RefSeq and is a predicted model, not a curated record. The coding region runs from base 386 to 1831 and encodes 481 amino acids.
CAAGACCCUGUUCUUCACCCUGCCGGACAUAGGCGAAGAGUGGGCCUCGGACAGCGACUCGGAGCACGGCGGAGAAAGAAGAGGACUGUCAGAAGGACCUAGAAAGCCCAGUGUUGCUGUGAAAAACAAAGACCUUUUGCCUACAUAUUUUACAAGAAACGUGCAGAAAGCCAUUGAUAAAUAUACCAGUGAAUCCCCAUCGUCAUUCUCGUCCAGUGGAAGCUGUACACCCACAGAAGCCCACAACUCAUGGGAUGGGUCUUCAACACAGAGUUCCACCACUGGCUUAUCUACAGAGAGGAGCUCAAUUUAUUCUUGGAGGGAUGAUGAAUUCGAUAAAGCCAAUGCCCAGAAAGUGCAACAGUUAUUUUGGGAGGUGGAGGAAAUGUUAUUCGAGGGGAAAGUAGGUGCCCAAACCCAGAACCUGCUGGCUGAAUGCAGUGAGUGGGCAAGCAGAGCCCUCCAUCUGAGAGUAUUAGGAAGACAGCUCAUCCUGCCAACUGAUGAAGGAUUCCAACACUUCCAGGGCAGCCUGCCAACUCCUGCCAGCCACAAACCCUUAUCUGAUGCCCCUGAACCCGACAGCAACAUCAGAGAGCUGUGCAUCUCUGGCUCUCAGAUAGUGCCUGCAGCACUCACCGUCUCUGCCCUGCCAGGCUGUGAUGGCACCGGGGCUUCCAGCCAAGUGGCACGUCCAUGCCUGGAAGAAGAGGUUUAUGGUGUGGAUGGGAAGAUUGAAGAGUAUUUCGCAUUUGACAGGAAAGAGGAUGGUGACGUGCAUCGUGAACAAAAGCCAGCUCGCCCUGGCAGAAAGUGGCGUAAGCACGGAAUUCCGCCCGUCUCUCCUCAUGACUGCAUCAAAGAGACCGUGGCAGCGGAAGUAUUCGAUCGCGUUUGGGAAAAUGUGGUAGUAAUACUGAAGGAGCUAAUUCGGCAGAACUGGGAAACUACAUUGACAGAAGGAAAGAAAGAGAAAGAGAAAUUGAAAGCACCUGAAACUAGAUCUCCUCAUGCGCUCACCCCCCGCCUUAGCACAGAUGUGCCAAGUCUUCCCCCCUCCAGAAGUUCUGAAACUCGCUGUGGCUCCCUGGCUUCGCAGCUGAACCCACCUCAGAUUCAUCGUUUCUCUAACAAUUUCUGUAAUGAUUUGAAAGGUGUGAUGACAAUUCAAGCCAAGCCUCUUCAGCAGAGACCUACCUACCUUGCAGAUAGAACACAGAGUGAGCGGGAGGACAGGUCAUCUGCAGGAGGGGCCAGUGCCCUUUCCUCUGCUCGUCAUCGGCUGGGGCGGACCUCAGACGUAAGAGCAUUACAGACUCCUGCCAACAAAACAGUGAUGCAUAGGAAACUGCCUGCUCUUAUGUCAGACUCGCUAAGAAUAAAAACCCCCAAUGUGUAUAGUGAUGAAGUUCUUAGGGGGACCAAACUGCAAACCAGUGUAGACCACCUGUCUUCCCCUCCAAUUCAAACUUCCCGGAGCCGGUUGCCCCCAAUUGGAUCAGAAUCUGUAGAGCAGAACCCAGCACUUUCUGGAUCCCGCUCUAUAUUGCACAGAGGAAGGCAUCCACAAAGCCGGGUGUCAAGCGCCGUGCCUGAUUGCAUAGAGCGAUCGCCUCUUCGGGAAAGAACCUUCGCCCUGGAGCAGCAUUCUAGGCCCAGCACAACUCACACCUUCUGGUUGGAUACACCUCGAAAAGGUUCCCUGACUCUGAUGGAAUUUGCCCAUCACACGUGGACAGGUCAGAGUGUUUUGACAGGCUCACAGAACCUCCCUAAAUCUUUUCAGAGGGCAACUUUGGCUUCAAGAAAGAGGUUCCAAGUGGCAUCUUGAUAUUCCUUCACCACAGCUUUGGAUUUACUGGAGCAUUCUCAACCUCAGUGCAUCAUGUACCACUUGAAAAACUGAAGAACAAGUAUUAUACAUUUUAUCUGCUUGUCUGACAGUCUGAGAUGUUAGGCUACCUGAGAGAAAUGCUAGCAAGCAAAUUAAUUUUGAACACUUUGCAUUGUACAGAGAAUAAAGGUGAAAUUCAGUAAUCUUUGGUGAAAGCAAUUUGAGAUUUCUCAGGCUUUACUAAGAAGAUGCAGUGUGUUUAAAUUCCCUCACUUUAUUAAUUAUGCACACAACUAAUGUGUACAUGUACUCAUAUACUAACAAUACAUAAGGAUAUAUUAUCGAGGAGACUCACUCCAUUUUGUAAGUUUAUACUUCAACUUUGGUCUAAUUCUUUUAAUAAUUUUACCAAAACCUUAAGCAAAGAUAUCACAAAAGAGUAAAAUUAUUUGAGACAAUUUAUGUGAAAAUCAUUCUAAUUGCUUUGUUCAUUGUGCUGACUUUCUUAUGUGUUUGUUAAAAAGUGUUUGAGUUAUGAAACACCUUGAGAAAUGUCAGUGGCUAAUGCCCCUAAAAUAGCAUUUAGAUUUUUUAUUACUACAUGAUUGCAUUACAUAAUGAUUACUUUAAGGUGGGGAGUUGGUAUGUGUACAUAACCAUUAUUUAUUGAUUUUUAAAGCUGAAGAUAAAUGUCAUUAAAAUCUGUUGCA